CAGGACGAUGCAGAGACGGCCUGUGGAGCUCAGAGGAUGAAGAGCUGCAACACUAGCUGCUCUGUGAUUGGCUAAUCACUGACAUCCGUAACGAGAUGGCCCACCUCUUUCUCGCUAGUAAGAUCGCCAUGCCGGAUGACCUCCACAGCAAAGGCGGCGCCAGGAUCCCCAGGAGCGCCGCGAGGACGACGACCUCCGUCUCCGCCGAGAAGCCGAGCCACGACAAGACCAGUAAGGACCGUGGCAGCAGCGGCAUGACGACGCACGUCCCGCACGUCAACGAGGUCCAGCUGACUGCGGCAACCGGCGGCGCCGAGAUGUCCUGCUACCGCUGCACCGUGCCGUUCGGCGUGGUCGUUCUCAUCGCUGGCAUCGUGGUCACGGCGGUGGCGUACACCUUUAACUCCCACGGGUCCACCAUCUCGGUGCUGGGCCUGGUGCUGCUGUCUGCCGGACUGGGCCUGCUGGGGUCCAGCGCCGUAUGCUGGAGGGUCCGACUGAGGAGGAAGAAGAAGGACAAACGGAGGGAGAGCCAGACCGCCCUCAUGGCCAGCCAGGGGUACUGCGUGGCCUGAUCGCCAGCAGGGGAGUUCAAGUUCAAGUCUGGUGGUUAAAAUGAACCUGAAAGCACCAUGCUGACUAAAAGGUUAAUGAACUUAUGAACUUGUGCUCGCUGCAGGCGGUGAGGACUCUGCAGAUGCCUCAGAGGACGAGAGACUGCGGUGGUUUCGAAUAAAGGACGACAGAAAAUAAUUGAUUAUGGAGGCUUUGAACUCCAGACUGGACGAUGGAUGAUGAACGAUGGACGAUGAGGUUAAUAAUCGAUUCUACAAACUGAUUCUUCAAAAAAAAACAUUUGAUAAUAAACAUGUUUAGUUGAAUCCCUCCAAAGCUCAUCGACGGACAGAAUAUCUGCAAAUAAGCUAUUAAAAGACAAAGGUACUCUGAUGUUUCUUCAUCUCUGAUGAACUCCAUCUGUGAGCUCAGCGGUCUGAAACGUUCCUCUGAGAGAAAACAUGCUGCAUCGUCUGCAAACAUUCGAUCUUUUAAGGGGACUACCUUUAAUGGCGAACUCAUUGCAGAAUAAAAGAUUUAAAAAAAGAAACGUUCUGAAUACUGAGCUCACAAACAGGGUUCGCCUCUGAUAUGCAUGUUAUAUGUUUUAGCUAUUGUGCACUAUGAUCCAAAUGUAUUCCACUGUGUUAAAGUUGAACUGUUUAACUGAUGGUUCAUCUUAUUUAUUCUAUGUCAGUAGAUGUAUUUGUUCUAUUAAACUCAAGAUUUAAAUGA
Messenger RNA from Anarrhichthys ocellatus (wolf-eel), 1290 nucleotides. RefSeq names its product transmembrane protein 100-like. The coding region runs from base 96 to 575 and encodes 159 amino acids. Lineage: Eukaryota; Metazoa; Chordata; Actinopteri; Perciformes; Anarhichadidae. Gene Ontology annotation, biological process: cellular response to BMP stimulus. Gene Ontology annotation, cellular component: plasma membrane. The record is from RefSeq and is a predicted model, not a curated record. The transcript is spliced from 2 exons.